UAUAAGGACAUAUAAUGCAGAAGAUAAAAAGCUUUGUCGGGAAGCUAUAAAUAUGGACAAGAUAAAUCUACUACGCCUAUCGGCAUAUACUUAUUUGUUUUGAUAAUUAUCUGUGUUAGGAGAUUAACCUUAUAUAAACUGGUAGAGUACAGAACGAAUAUACAUUUCAGUGGUGAACUACGUAUUUUAUUUUCAAAAAUAUAGGAUUUGUAAAAAAAAUUACCACUACGCAGUCGCAAUUUGAAUGAGAUCUAUCACUUAUCUAACUGUUUGAAGUGUCGGAAAUGUUACCACAUGUUCAGACGUCAACGUUGUUCAAAAACACUUGUGAUUACAGUUGCGAUCGCCGUGACCUAUAUUUUGGCGUGCAACUUUUUUACAUUGUAUCACUUGUCUAAAUCAAAGCCAAACUACUUUGUUCACAAAUAUGGACUUUUAUACCUAGGACAUCUACAAACAUUUAAGAACUGGACUUGCAAACCAGUGCUAUUUUCUAAGAUCCCGCUGCCAUCAACGGCCUUGGCUAGUUAUCCAGGAUCUGGAAAUUCGUGGUUACGUCAUUUACUUCAGCAGACGACAGGCAUAGCAACAGGAAGUGAAUAUGUGGACUUUUCCUUGAAAUAUCAUGGAUUUUUAGGGGAAGGUAUAACAAACUCUUCUGUUCUGGUUGUCAAAACUCAUGAAUAUGGAAAUACAACAUUGAUGAAAUAUGACAGAGCUGUUCUAUUAAUCAGAGCACCGGAAGAGGCACUUUUAGCAGAAUUCAACAGAAGAUAUGCAGGUCAUCUUGGGCAUGCGCAGAAAUUGCAUUUUAAGAAAGAAUGGAAGCCAUUUUUCUUCGAGGAAAUGGACAACUGGUUUAAUUUUAAUAAAAGAUGGCUGACAUUCAAAGAAAAACUACAUGUUGUGAAGUAUGACGAGCUGAUACAAAAUACCUCAGCAGAGAUUGCGGCCUUAUUGAAAUUCUUAAACAUAUCCGUGUCUAGUAAAGAAUUGUUGUGUGUUGUCCGAAAUGUUGACGGUCAUUUCAAACGACCUGGGACUAAUCAUAAUUAUUCAGGUCAGAAGUUGUAUCAACCAUCAACUAAACAAACAUUGGCUGCAUACUGGAGAGAAAUCACAAUGUUAGCCCAUAAAAAGAAGCUAGAGAAGUUGCGAUAACAAGAACAUGCCUGACGGCAAGGCGGACGGAGAGACGUACGGAUCAAUAAAAUGCAUUGACUAUGAUAAAUGCAUCUCAAAUACUUUAAAUGUUUAAACUGUCUUCAGAGUUUGAUAACUAGAGACUGGUUGAUUGUUCAUUGCGUAACGUCAUACAUAUUUCGGACGACUAACUGGGUAGAAAAUAUUUCCAGAACAAUUUCACGAAGUUCAAAAUUCGACUUCAAUAAUUGACCUAUCCAUGAAUUUUGAAGUAAUUUGUUUCAAACAUUUACACGAGGGGCAAGUUACCAUUUUUGUAUUUUGUAAAAACAAUUAUGCCAUUUGUAUCUAUCCUUUAAACGUUCUGUCCAUCAAUCUAUAUUCUUUAUACUCUAGAACCUCACCAUUCUUUAAAUGUUUGGUACUAUGUUUCUCUAUUCUUUAUAUAGUUAUCAAAGUAAUAGGAUUAUAAUUCAGUACUCCAGACGCGCGUUUCGUCUACACAAGACUCAUCAGUGACGCUCAUAUCAAACUAUUUAUAAAGCCAAACAAAUAGAAAGCUGAAGAGCAUUGAGGAUCUUUAUAUGUUAUAGAUAUAGAUAUAUGUGGUAUGAGUGCCAAUGAGACAACUCUCCAUCCAAGUCGCAAUUUAUAAAAGUAGACCAUUAUAGGUCAAGGUGCGGUUUUUAACACGGAGCCUAGGCUCACACCGAACAGCAAGUUAUAAAGGACCAUUAAAAUUUCUUGUGAAAACCAUUCUAACGGGAAAAACAACUGCUGUGCGGUGAGAGCCCGGGCUCCGUGUUGAAUAUCUUACUUUGAAUUAUAAUGGUUUACUUGUACAGAUGUUGACCUGGAUUGAGAGUUUUCGAAUUGACUUUCAUACCACGUCUCCGUAUAUAUAUGUACAAUGUAUAAAAGUUAUAUGUUGUCACCAUUAAAUAAAGGCAACAGUAGUAUAGCGCUAUUCAAAAGUUUUGAAUCCAUUGAGAGAGAACAAGUCCGGGUUUCAAACUAAAACCGAGGGAAACUUAUCAAUUAUUAGAGGAAAACAAGUACUCUGAUUAUAAUUUUGAUACAAAUGAAAACAGCCACAAUCUGAUGUUUCGCUAUAACAGCAAGGGUCGAGCAGUUUAAUGGUAAAAAAAAGAAAUGACUGAAGUUAUAUAUGAUCCAAACGUCUCAUAAUCUGAAAGAAAAAAAAAUUGAAAGAUUCCUAUAGCUUUUAGACGUAUAUGUAUAAAAAAAACAUUUAGUAUAAACAGAAUGGAAUGCUGAGUUACUGCCAAUUAAAUGAUUAUCCGCUAGAAACAACAGGACAACUGUGUUACCUUAUUACGACCAUCAAAAAUAGACAAAACCCGUAAAGGUUAGGUUUUGAACUGACAAAUUUAAAAAAAAAAAAAAUUAGAAACACAUUAGUCUGAAUCAUGAUAAACAACUACAAUCAAUACUGUCCUUCAACAGGAUAUCUGUUGCAUUCAGACGUAAGCACAGAGUUAAAAACUAACCAUGUAUCAGUUUUUUUUAUCAUAGCUAAAAAUAAUGCACACAAUUUGACUGCUAAAGACUGAUGGUUCUAAAAAUUGAGUAUAAAGUAAAAUUACAAAAAUACUGAACUCCGAGGAAAAUUUAAUCGGAAAGUACCUACUCGCAUGGCAAAAUCGAAUGGGAAAACACAUUAAACGAAUGGACAACGACUGUUAUAUUCCUGGUAAAGGCAUGUUCAAAUGUUGGAAAUGGUGGAUUGAACCUGGUUUUAUAGCGCUGAACCUCCCACUUGUUGACAGGAAUACACAAGAUGCAAUUGUUUGUUGUUGUUCUAUUCGUAGUAGUUGUAUGCAGUGCUGUUAACGGUACUACGCUUGGUAAAGACUGUAGAGACAAGGACAGAAAAUGUAGUUACUGGACCAGUAUUGGAGAAUGCGAUAAUAACCCUGGUUAUAUGCGUGUCAGCUGUUGUAAAAGUUGUAAUAGUUGUAUCGACCAGAACCUAGAUUGUCGUUCCUGGGCUAAACGUGGAGAAUGCUUUAAGAACCCGAAUUACAUGCAAUCAAGAUGUUGUGAAAGUUGCAAUCUUUACCCUAGGGGAGUAGGAGUACUAAGGAGAUAGACAGGUUAUGGAAACAUGGACAGCAACGAGGCUUACAUAAUUUAACAAUAAAAUAUAUGUAACCACU
Molecule: messenger RNA, 3323 nt
Organism: Mytilus trossulus (common blue mussel)
Lineage: Eukaryota; Metazoa; Mollusca; Bivalvia; Mytilida; Mytilidae
Product: WSCD family member GA21586-like
Exons: 9
Coding region: 295-1161 (288 amino acids)
Molecular function (GO): sulfotransferase activity
Source: RefSeq, a predicted model, not a curated record